UUUUCCUUGUGUCUCCUUACUGGGUUUUUCUCCUUGGAUUUACGGUUUGUGUUCUGACCUGGCUCCCUGUGUUUCUUGUUUCUCCAUCAAGUUGUGCUCUCUGUGUGCUACCCCACAGCACCAGCCUGCAGAGUAUUCUGUUGUGAGAACGCCUCCCCAGUGGAGAAUAUCCCGCUGUGAACUGAAUCCCUUCCCAAUGAAGAAUUGCUGUUAGCGAGGAGUCGGCCCCCCAUCACUCACUUCCAAGAGUCGGCUCUACGAGUCGAAACAUUCCAAAUCGACCCAUUACUACUUUGAACACAACAUCGUUGUCUAACUGAAAUUUCAAACCACUUGGGCUUGGCCUCAGCACAUCCGUUGGUGACCGUAGUCAACGCACCGUUUCCUUUAUUGUAGCCCCGCACAACAAUGAAGUGUGAUAUUUGAAAAAAGACAGAUCCGCCACCGGAGUAGCGACAAUGUUUAAUGCACCAUGCGGUGUCCGGAGUCCAGUCAGUGAGAGGAAUCGCUUGCUGUGCUUAGGGCUGUGUUACGUGCUGAAAAUAGUAAGUGAUGACUUGGCUUGAGUAGUUAAAAAAUACUAAAAAUUUUCUCUGACAGCAGCAUGGAGACUUAUCCUAAUAUGCGGCAUUGUUGUUGACCACUUCCACAGCAGCUGUCCGUCUGUCUUUGCGCACUUUGACGGGGGGACGACGCACAAGGACAAAAUGCCACUACGGGAAUCAGUAACUCUGAGCUGUCUCGGACGUGGGGAGAGAACACCGAUCGCCCUUUAAAUGUCCACUGUGGAUAUCGGCUACCUUUCCACACAUCUGGAUUCUUCUUUCUUUCACACAGUAAUUUUGACAACAGUUUUCCAUCCUGAAGAACAGUGACUCACUGCAGGAAGAAGGCGAGUCGCUGCAUCCUAAUCAGACAGGAGAGAGGACUUCAGCUCAUUGACAUUACAGUCAUACUUUGGAGCACUUUUUUUUUUUUAUUUCUACUGCGCUGUACUGUAGAGUGCGUGUGCAUCGGAGGCUUGUGGCUUUCCUACUUCACGGAGGAGAAGAAGGAUACGGGUGGCACCUUUAGUGAAGUGGAAAUUAAACAAUCUAUUCAUCGCACUGGAAUUGACUGUUUUGAUUUUUUUUACAUUUACCCUUUUGAACUAGCGGAACAAUUUCUCCCGUGGUGAUAUGAGCGAACACUUACAAUAACUAUUCUGUUGGAGUCUGGAUCUCGAUUAUUGUUAAGAUGAGUCUGGGUGCUCAGCUGAAUAUAAAUUAGGCAUUCAGUACCACAGAUUGCUUGCUGAGGAGAGAAAGCAACAAAGCAAAGACAAUCUACAGCGACAAAUGUCAAGACAUCACAUGAUGAACUGGACUCUUUUCUUUAUCCGUCGUGAUAGAAGUAUCAAAUCUGAACAGAAUAUCAACAGGUCACAGAUAGAAUAAUCACUGCAAAGAUUUAAACAGCUUUUACUGAGUGGAGAUGCAUCUUUCUAUUUUCUUUUUCCUCCUGUUGUGGGCUCAAGCCUUGACAUUGAAAAACUUGAAUUACUCUGUCCCGGAGGAACAGGGACCAGGAACAGUGAUUGGGAACAUUGCCAAAGAUGCCAGGCUUGGACUUGAACAAAUUGGGCAGGGAGGACAGGGUAAGAAAGCCAACUUUAGGGUGCUGGAGAACUCAGCCCCACAUCUUAUCGACGUGGACCCCCAAAGCGGACUGCUGUACACAAAGCAGCGCAUUGACAGGGAAACAUUGUGUAAGAGAAACCCCAAGUGCCAGCUCUCCAUGGAGGUGUUUGCCAAUGACAAGGAGAUAUGCAUGAUAAAAAUAGAUAUUCAGGACAUCAAUGACAACUCACCCGUUUUUCCUUCUGAUCAAAUUGACAUCGACAUUUCUGAAAAUGCAGUGCCAGGGACACGCUUUCCUCUGACCAGCGCACAUGACCCUGAUGCAGGGGAAAAUGGCCUAAAAACGUAUCAAAUAACUUGCGAUGACUACAAUCUCUUUUCCUUGGAGGUAAAAUCCAGAGGGGAUGGGACCAAAUUCCCAGAAUUAGUCAUUCAGCGUCCACUGGACAGAGAAGAACGAAGCCAUCACACUCUCAUUUUGUCAGCCACUGAUGGUGGAGAAUAUCCUAGAUCAGGUACAAUGCAGAUAAAUGUUAAAGUUAUAGAUUCCAACGAUAACAGUCCAGUAUUUGAUCAAUCUUCUUAUGUUGUAGAAAUUCCUGAAAAUUCACCUCCUGGAAAAGUCUUAAUUGAUUUAAAUGCUACAGACCCUGAUGAGGGAAACAAUGGUCAAGUAGUCUAUUCGUUUAGUGGUUAUGCUCCUGAGAGAAUCCGUGAGUUAUUCUCAAUAGAUUCUAGAACAGGAGUCAUCAAGAUUCAGGGGGAAAUUGACUAUGAAGAGAGCUCAGUUAUCGAGAUUGACGUCCAGGCAAAAGAUCUAGGUCCCAAUCCAAUUCCGGGCCACUGUAAAGUCACCGUUAAAGUGCUUGACAGGAAUGAUAACUGGCCAUCUAUAGGCUUUGUGUCUGUGAGACAGGGAGCCAUCAGUGAAGCAGCACCCCCAGGCACUGUCAUUGCUCUGGUCCGUGUCACAGACAAGGACUCUGGAAGAAAUGGGCAGCUCCAGUGCAAGGUGUUGGGUAAUGUCCCUUUUAAACUUGAGGAGAACUAUGAUAACUUCUACACAGUGGUUACAGACAGGCCCCUGGACAGAGAGGUGCAGGAUGAAUACAACGUUACUAUUGUAGCCAAAGACAAUGGCAUUCCUCCUUUAAACUCCACAAAAUCUUUUACAGUGAAGAUUCUUGAUGAGAAUGAUAAUGUUCCUCGCUUCACCAAGUCAGUCUACCUACUUCAAAUUCCUGAAAACAACAUCCCUGGGGAGUACCUAGGUUCAGUUCUGGCACAUGACCCAGAUCUAGGCCAGAAUGGCACUGUGUACUACAGUAUUAUCAACUCCAACGUGAGUGGGGGUGAUGUCAACACCUAUGUUAAUGUAAAUGCCGCUAACGGAGCCAUCUAUGCUGUAAGAUCUUUUAACUAUGAGCAGAUAAAGUAUUUUGACUUCAAAGUUCUUGCUAAAGACGCAGGAUCUCCACAUUUAGAGAGCAAUGCUACUGUGCGCAUUAGUGUCUUGGACGUCAACGACAAUAUCCCUGUCAUAGUUUUGCCGCUUCUCCAGAAUGACACAGCUGAAAUCCAUGUUCCUCGAAAUGUUGGAGUUGGCUACAUUGUUACCACAGUGAGAGCAGUAGAUAACGACUACGGUGAGAGUGGAAGACUCACCUAUGAAAUUUCAGAUGGCAAUGAAGAACAUCUCUUUGAGAUUGAUCCUGUAACUGGGGAGGUGCGAACGGCUCACCCUUUCUGGGAUGAUGUAAGUCCCAUUGUUGAGUUGAUCAUUCGUGUAUCAGACCACGGCAAGCCAACUCUAACUGCCGCUGCCAGACUCAUCGUCAAGGCCUCCAACGGGCGUCCUCCAGACGGACUUCCACACAUGAAAGACAAUCAAAACUGGGACAUGUCACUGCCUCUUAUUGUGACUCUGAGCAUCAUAUCUAUCAUGCUUCUAGCUGCCAUGGUGACCAUAGCAAUCAAGUGCAAGCGGGAGAACAAGGAAAUUCGUACUUAUAAUUGUCGCAUUGCAGAGUAUUCGCACCCACAGCUGGGUAAAGGCAAGAAGAAGAAGAUCAACAAGAACGACAUCAUGCUGGUGCAAAGCGAAGUGGAGGAGCGGGAUGCCAUGAAUGUGAUGAAUGUGGUAAGCAGUCCUUCCCUGGCCACCUCUCCCAUGUACUUUGACUAUCAGACACGCCUGCCACUCAGCUCACCAAGGUCAGAGGUCAUGUACCUCAAACCCACUGCCAAUAACCUCAGCGUGCCCCAAAGCCACGUGGGAUGCCACACCAGCUUCACAGGCCCAGUCACCAGCACUACAGACACACCUACUAACCGCAUGUCCAUCAUACAGACGGACAAUUUCCCCACUGAACCUAAUUAUAUGGGUAGCAGACAACAGUUUGUUCAAAGUAGUUCAACAUUCAAAGACCCAGAGCGAGCCAGCCUCAGAGACAGCGGCCACGGUGACAGCGACCAGGCUGACAGUGACCAGGACACCAACAAAGGCUCCUGCUGUGAUAUGUCUGCAAAAGAAGCCCUCAAACUGAAGGCUGCAGGUGUGAAACCACCACCUUUGGAACAAGAUGAGGAUUGUUUAAAUUGCACAGAGGAGUGCAGAGUACUGGGUCAUUCUGACCGCUGCUGGAUGCCUCAGUUCCCUGCAGGCGGAAACCAGGCGGAAGGUGUUGACUACCGCAACAAUAUGUUUGUGCCGGCCGGGAUGGAGGCAGUUGCCGAGACAGAAACCUAUGAGACUGUCAACCCCAAUGGCAAGAAAACAUUCUGUACUUUUGGCAAGGAGCGACGCGACCACACCAUCCUUGUCGCCAAUGUCAAGCCCUACCUAAAAGCAAAACGUGCCCUCAGCCCCCUGCUGCAAGAGGUACCCUCAGCCUCCGGCAGUCCAACCAAGGGUUGCUCCACGAUGCCUCCGUGCUCCGCAGUAAAAGGCCCAGCAGAUGGGGCUGAGGGCAAACCUCCCCCAGCCAGCUGCUCUGUCCACUACGGGCCACCUGAUGGUCAAUACCUGUCACCUACUAAACAAACAAGAGACCAAGGGGUGUACCCAUCGUUGCCUCCCUCAGACCCAGUGGCCAAGGUGCUUGCAGAGGCCCGCUCCAGGAUCAGUCAGGAGGCAGCAGGUGAAAUGGAGUGUGUCCUGGAGCAGGCGGAACCAGAUUCAAGCCGCGACGGAAUGGACGCUGACCAGGUGGUGAGAGACAUCGACAAACUGUUGCAGGACUGCAGAGAAAGUGAGGCCACUGGCACACUGAGAAAGUGACUCAAAGGACUGCAACAUAGGAAUUGUGAAGAUAAAAGUCGGGGUUUGUUGCUCUUCUAACGACUCUCAUGCCAAAACUGUCACCAAAACAAAUUGAAAAGGUUAAACCUCUCUGGUCCCCAGAGCGUUUUUCACUGUAUUUGUUGUAGAAAAAGUACAGACACUGGACUUUUAUUACGUCAGUCAUAUGGCAACCAACAAAAUAAGAAACUGACAUCUGACUUUUUCUGAAUUUCUAAACUUUUUUUGGAUUCUUAAGAAAAUUGCAGGGGUUUAAGCCUCUGGCACCUCGCAAGCUCCUAUCUAAGUGCCCACCAGCUCAUUCGUGUGUUGUUCAUGGUCUAUUGUGAAAUCCUACAUAUCUUUUUAAGUGUGCGUAGGUGGAUUUCUGUUUUGCGUGUUGGACAUUGAAACUGAAUGACAAAGGACUACUUAUGGUCAGACCUGACAAUCGAUGUGGAAAAAGAGAAACAAAAGCUGAUCUAAUCGGACAGUGAAAGACAGGAACACAACUUUACCUGUUUAUUUUGGUUAUUUGUUUGUUUGUUUUUUUAUUAAGUGAUAAACAAAAAGUGUAGCGUGUGAUGGACCAGAUCCGUACCUGAAGAGAUUUCCUUUUAGGGGGCGGUUGCUAUGGACCAGUCGGAUCUGUUUCAGUUGGAUUUAUUAACAGUGUAACCAUGUCUCACCCCUCAUUUUGUAACUACAUGUGUAAGCUGUGUCUGUCCCACACCUCUAUUUAAAUGUUCAUGUUGCUCAGCAAUGUAGUCGCACGCACCAACGUCACCACAUGUCCACUGCCACACUGCAUACACACACGGCAGUACAUUGACACGCGCUGACGCUGCACCACUCGCGGAAACACGCAAACAAAUGAAUGCUCACACACAACUGCCCAUCUGUGGAUUUGUCUUAUACAUGUACACCAUCAGCUUUUAGUCCCUUGUGUACAGUGAAUUAUCAUGUGUGUGACUAUGCCUUAAGGCAACCAAGUUGUAUAAAAGGGGACAUGUCUUUCCUCAUCUGUGAAAAGAUAAUAUCUAUAUGGUUAUAUAGAUGACUGUAUGUAUGAAUCCAUGUAUAGUGUCCGAAUAUCAGCAAAAUAUUUAUACAUUUUAUAAGGAGGAAAAAAAAGGAAUUUGAAGUGAAUAGUGUCCUGGAGUUGAGGUCAGGUGAGAAGCUUUUCAGGAAAGAACUGCAAAGGACACUGCCAUUGUUUCAAAGACAAAUAUCCAAAAAUAUAACAAAACAAGAAAAUGUCCCUUCACAUUAUCACUAUACAUAAUAUCAUUAUAUGUGUAUAUGUAUCCAAUUUAGAUGUGUUUACAUCAGAAAAACUGACAUAUUUUUAUUGAUUUUACUGCAAUUUCUGUGCAUUUGAGCCAAAUUGUUAUGUGUACAAAAGCUAUAUUGUGUAUUUUAUUAAAUUAAUAUAUUGUUGUGUUGCAAUAUACAUGGGCUUAUAUUGUAUUUGGCAAAAGUUGCCUUAGUAGCUGUCGAACUCUGUGAGUUUGCUUUAGUUUGGGUUUCUGUUGGUGUUUCCUUUUUUCCAUCUCUAUUCUGCAUCUUUGCAGGCAGACUGGCCUCAGUGCUUUUGAGAUGUCGCCUCUUUUUACCCUGAGAUCCAGCUGGAUCAAAUACAAUAACUGUUAGAAGCUUAAUGAGCCAGCUGAUCUGGAAGACGAUUCAAACCAACAACAAAAAAAAAAGCAACAACAACAAGGAGACAGUUUGACUAUUUUUACUGAGCAAAUUUUUUAUAAGGCAGCUAUUUUCUUUAACAAUAACAAGUCUGCAUAUUUUCUGUUCAUUCUGUUUCUACUUUCUUUCCAAAAAAGAGAAAAAAGAAACCCGCCAUAUGGAAAGUGGAGUGGUUUCCUUGGUGAUCAUGAAACUGCCUUACCGUCUCUGCAGAGAGCUUGUUGUAUCUGUGGAGCUUUGUGACUGCUUCUUAAGCCCUGGUCCACCAAAAUGUGCAUUUCCUAUAAAGGACCAAAACAGGUUCUUUUUCAACAGUCUGCGUUGUUUAUGUAUGUACUUCUUCUUCAAUACAUGUUGGAAAUCUCAUACUUUGCAGAGAGACUUAUCUGAAAUUCUAUCUGAAGUUACUUUGGAAAAUCUUUGCUGUUUGGGUACAUGGUUUGUAUAACCAGGUGUCUUUGCAUUCAGGAUUUCUUAAAAUAAAAAAAUGAAGAAAAACAUUUAUUUUUGAGAAUUUUGGCAAGUUUCGGCCAGUCUGAAAUACUAAUGCAGGGUGCUUUUUAAAAAAAAAAUCCCUUAGAGUAAGGUACACUGAAUAGUAGGCUACUUGUGUUCUGGAAAAUGUGACCACAAUCAUAAAAUGUAUAUAACCUGCAGCCAUAACAGGAAACAGUGACUUAUUGUGGCACCCAGAUAUGUUGGAAGUAGAUUUGCCUGUUGACAUACAGGCAAAUCACACCCAUCUUUUUUGGAUUUACUUUGUUUGGGCAUUCUAUCAUUUUUCUGUUCUGCAUCAUUUUGACUUCUUUGCAUUUGCUAUUCAUUCACUGACAUCUCUCCCUUUUUGACUGUUUUCUUUCCUUAGAGGGGCAAAGCAACUGUUACCUUUUCUCCUCUCUUUCAUCUGAAAAGUAUUUGGUUUAGGUUUACCCUUGCUCUUUUUUGCAGGAGAAAAGCAGAAUGCUGAUUUUUAGACAGAGCUUAGAGGCUUUGACAGAGGAGCACAAAUAUUUACGCUUCUCUUUUUUUUCUGAGGAGACUUUUUCUUCCAUUUUAAUUUAAAUAUCUGGAUAAAUCAAGCAAGCCUCAGAAUUACAUGAUACAGGCAGAACUAACAGUUCACAUUAUCAGCUUGCACUGGAACUUUGAUCCAGCCAGGAAUGCCAUCACACACACUCAAUAACACCAGUGUGUUUAAGUAACAUAGUGAUUAAAUGCACUGGUGCGUUUAAGCAUUUCAUUUUCAUAAGCACUGAAAAUGAAAUAAAUACUUAAAGGGAGGGGAAAAAAACAUUGCAAAGUUGAUUCUGAGUCUUUAUUUACCCUAGUGAUUUUUAAUGUUGCGCGACUUUGUCUGCCUCUUAGCUAGAGCCAGCAGUCUUUCUUUGUGUUGUGUUGCGUUGCGUGCUUGUUUGCUUGAUUUCUGUACAUAUUGUCCAUUUCCCUUCUUUUCCACCUCAAACUCCAUUUGGAUGUCAUUCCUUUCUUUUCCUUAUUCAAAACAGGUAUGUUGAAGACAUCCCAGGUUUUAUUGUUUCCACUGUCGCUGUCACAAUUCAAGGUACUGUCCCCUUUGAUGGUGUUCCCUCGCCCUGGCCCCUGUCUGCACAUAUAAAAAUCGAAGGUGAAGAAAUGUGCUGGGUCCAGUUGUGGAAAGGAAUUCUCUAAAGCCAUGGCCCCCUUUUCUCAGGCUAUUGCUGUUUAAUAGAGCAGAGGCUGCUGUUCAGGGCCAACACAUAGUUUGGCCUCAGAAGUUUAGAGAUUGAGCGUUAUGUGAGGUCUCUCAUUAUUGUCUAAUUAUACACUGGCAUCUUGCACUGUUGGCAGUGCAUUGCUCAAGCCUAGAGUGUGAUAUUUUUUGCCCACUUGAGACUUGUUGGCUUUACCAAGCGAUUAGGGAAGGACCUUGUUGAAUGUGGCUAACCACCUCUGGUCUAUUACUCACACUGAUGCAAGUGCACCCAGACUCAGACAGUCACUGCUUCACAAACACAGACACAUAUCAGACAAUAUGCCUUUUUGGUUUGUUAAAUUAAGCACCCAAUGAUGUUGGUGUUGUUCCCUCACCCACAGGGCCCGCACUGAUAGCGUGGGGCUCCACUUUAUCAUGAGCAGCUGGUGAAAAGACCAGAGACAUUUUUAUUUGUAUGGAUUAUUUCUGCUAUUGUCUAAAGGCUGUGUUCAUUGUGAUCUAUCUGAAGUUAAAAAAGAAAAACAGUUAAAAGCGCAAAUAAAAAGGAAAUAACCAAAAUGU
Messenger RNA from Gambusia affinis (western mosquitofish), 8854 nucleotides. It is a transcript of the gene pcdh17, whose product is annotated as protocadherin 17. The record is from RefSeq and is a predicted model, not a curated record. Gene Ontology annotation, cellular component: plasma membrane. The transcript is spliced from 9 exons. Gene Ontology annotation, molecular function: calcium ion binding. Gene Ontology annotation, biological process: homophilic cell-cell adhesion. Lineage: Eukaryota; Metazoa; Chordata; Actinopteri; Cyprinodontiformes; Poeciliidae. The coding region runs from base 1474 to 4899 and encodes 1141 amino acids.